Molecule: messenger RNA, 2164 nt
Organism: Bactrocera oleae (olive fruit fly)
Lineage: Eukaryota; Metazoa; Arthropoda; Insecta; Diptera; Tephritidae
Source: RefSeq, a predicted model, not a curated record
AGUCAUGCAGACGACAGCACACUUGACUUACCGCAAUAACAAUAAACAAAGGAACGACCGCAAAUAGUCGGUUCAGAGCGUUUGAGUGUGUCACCUCGCGUAACGGCAACGGCGAUCAAAUAAUAUUUUGGUUAUAUCUUUUAACGACUCGUAUGUUUACGGAGAGUAUGUGCUGAGGAAUAUCCAAAGAAACAAGACGAUCAGUAUCACAUUCCCACAGAGGGAUUGAGUAAGAACUGUUGACGUAGAGUAAAUAUACAUACAUAUUUUUAAACAGUUUUAAGUCAGUAUUUAUGAAGGAGACGAAAAUAAUCAAAACAGAAAGCAAAACAAACAAUAAAAUUUUCUGUAGCAACGAACCGUUCGAAUCUGCUCGCCCAAAAAUGCUGGACACUAUCGUUUACAUACCUACAAUAUUGGCGUACGUUUUCAUUCUUCUGCUCGUGAUCAUCCUUUGCUUCAUUAUGGUCUACGUCAGCCACAGAAUCUACGUGUGCAUCUACGACAAUCUUCCGGUGGCGCAUGCGGCUAUUUCCACCAUAAUGAGCAUGGAAUACAAGGACAAUCUGCCCAGUAAAAGUAACAGCGGCAUCGUCUUGCGAUCGAACGAAGGUCUGUCCGAUCGAAAGGCGAAAACAGCGCUGAGAAUUAUCGUCACUUUAGCACCGUGCUACCUAGCCUAUGUACCAUUGGACACUGAUAAACACAACAAGUCUACGGAUGAUUUUGAAUUAAGCGCGGACUAUCAAGAACAGAAAAUGAUUAAAUAUUAUGAUCGCUUGUCACAAAUACCAAUGACAGAUCACAUGUCGUCUUGCAUCAGCGAGCGCCAGCUAUACCCCAGUUCACGCAGAGUAGCAAGUCGCAAAGCAUCGUCAAGAAUUGCGGCAACAUCAAGAGCCAAUGCGCCCAUAAAAACUGUGGCCACUUCCACCACCAGGUUAAUUCAACUCACCGAUGCCACAAAUAAUUUCGGAGAGGUUGCUGCGUCUAGCCUAUCCGCUCCUACUGUGCGUCCGUCGGUCACCUUCGCGAAUGCCAUGAAUGCGCUCGGAAACAUCAAAAUCAAUCCGCCAGAAGAUCCAAUUUAAAGCGUUUGACUGCUUUGCGCGAAGAAAUUCAAAAAUACACAAAUUACUUACAGACAUGCGGACUAAUACUGUGAAUUAAUACUGCUCGCUUACAGCAACGCUGUGUUUACGAGGUUUAGGGUAUAAUGCAGUUGAAAACUCGUUUAUAUUAUUUCUAGAGCGAGGCAUUUCGAAGCAAUAUGACCACUUAAAGCUUCAUACAAAUUAACCACAUGUUUCACACACACACAUAUGCAUAGGUAUAUGUGUACUGAAAUAUAAAUAAUAUUGUAUAUAUUUAAGUGCAAAUGCACUCAUGCAUAUUUAUAAGUACGACUAAUGCAUGAAACAUUUAAUUGUAAUUUACAGUUUAGAUUUUACUCCACGAACACGAAAUAUUUCUCUUCAAAGUCCAAGAGACAUAAUCAUGUCAGAAAUAAUUUAUAUGAACUUUAUUAAUUACACCUACAAAUCCUUAUGUAUAACGGAACAAUUUAUUGAAAUAGCUUAAGUCGAGAUAAGCUAAGGUUGGCAUUUUGAGUUAUCCAGGGAAACUUAUUCGAGACUCAUCUUAAGGUUUUAUCUAAAAAUAAUUCCUUAGCAUUAGAAGCACAAAAUUUUGAGAAUGAGAGAUAAAAGUUUAGUUCACAGGUCUACUAGAAAUUAAAAACCUAUAUGAACUUGACUUAAGUUAGGUUAAUAUUUUCCCAUUAUAUUGUAUGUAACUGAACUUUGAAGCGAUUGAUGGCACCUAUAUACAAUAUUAGUAUAAGUUUACAAAGAAAUCUCCGAUUUAAUAUGAAACUGUUGUAUGAAACAAAUGUAUGACAAAUCUUAGAAAGGUGGUAAAUUUCGCUUUUAAAACGCUAUGUAUAUAACAGUUAUGUUAUCAAAAUAUUUGUAGAGUUAAGCACUAAUAUUACCUUUGUGUACAAGCAAUUAUCCAGUCCCAUGGCAUAUGUCUUAGCUUAACUGAGCGGUAUGUAUUUUAAAAUCGAGGUUUACACAAAAAUUGUGAUAGUACUUAUAUAAGUACAAACUUAUACAUAUUUAAUUAAAAAUAUUCAUAAAAUUAAUAAAUAAAAACUCAAUAA